UUUAUAAAGCAAGCCUUCAGUGGUUGGACAGGGAGAAAUAUUUGGAAAUUAUCGAAUCCAGCGGCUAAACGCACGAGCAUACGUUCAAUGAAGUUUUAACAAGACUCAUAGCCUACAGCCAGAAUCAGUCUUCUUAGCUAGCUAACACAAAGACAGCUGAUACAGAAUUAUUUUCGAAUGUCAUAUUUGUUGAACAGCUAGAAUCAAGGGAAAGUGGUCUAUCUGUGCCAAAAGCAACAAAUGGCAGAGAUAAGAAAAAAGCUGGUCGUCGUCGGUGACGGCGCGUGUGGGAAAACCUGCUUGCUGAUUGUAUUCAGCAAAGACGAGUUUCCUGAGGUCUAUGUGCCAACUGUAUUUGACAACUAUGUGGCGGACAUUGAAGUGGACACCAAGCAAGUCCAACUAGCACUGUGGGACACGGCUGGACAGGAGGACUACGACCGCCUUCGCCCGCUGUCCUAUCCGGACACUGAUGUCAUCCUGAUGUGCUUUUCCGUGGACAGCCCGGACUCCCUCGAAAACAUCCCCGAGAAAUGGGUGCCAGAGGUUAAGCACUUUUGUCCCAACGUGCCAAUUAUUUUAGUUGCCAACAAGAGAGACUUGCGCAACGACGACAAUGUUAAGAGCGAGCUGUCCAGAAUGAAACAGGAACCCGUGAAAACAGAGGACGGGCGCGCCAUGGCCGUGCGCAUUAAUGCAUAUGACUAUUUGGAGUGUUCUGCUAAAACAAAGGAUGGUAUUCGGGAGGUGUUCGACACUGCGACACGUGCAGCUUUACAGAAGAGAUCAAAAGCCUCCAGCGGUUCUGUAAACUGCUGUCUGUUGUUGUGAUCGAAUGAACAGCUGACGUAAGCGAUAAUGUAGCCCUAUCUUACUUUAAUGGACGGCUGCCAACACCAUUAAGACCUGUUGUCAUUGUGCUUGAAAAGUUCAACAACAAAAAACACGUCUGUUUGUGUCUCCCACUAAAUACUUUCUUGCGAGCCAGUAGCAUAAUGUUCAAAAUAAAUAAUAAUCCGAUUAUGGAUCAUCAUCUGGAUCUAUUCUUCUGAUACAUUUACCUUAUAAUCUAAUACAAGUAAUUUACAGAAGAAAUACGUUUGUCAAACAUUCAAGAUGCUGCCUGAAAUGAUGCUGUAGUCUUUGAGGAUCUUGUUCCAAGGCUUGUUGACAUGCAACCAGUGUGUUUGGCAAUUUAUGCAAUAUGUGGAGGGAAAGAUAGGCCUAUAGCUGAAAGCAGUGCUCAAAAGGAAAAACCAUCGCACAACCUAGAGUUUUAGUGAACGCUUUAUCCCCUUAUAUGGUCACAUUGUAUUAUUAAUGUGAAAGAGGCUAUUUACAUUUUACAUUUUAGUCAUUUAGCAGACGCUCUUAUCCAAAGCGACUUACAGUUAGUGAGUGCAUACAUUUUCAUACUGGCCAGCUUUCAAGCCAAGAUUCUACUUGCUCAAAGUGUUGGAGCCUACAUGACUGUUUUGAAGUGUAAGCCUUAGACUACAUUUUUAUUUGGUCAAGCUGCUCUCAUAUUGAUCAAAAAGGCUGUUCAUCCUGCCUUCAGUGGGUUUUGUUUGUGUGUGUAAAUGGUUGACAUUGCAUUAAGAUGACAGGGUUACCCCUCUGCAGCACUAUGUGUAAAGAAUUAAUGCAAUUAUUUCACAUAUUGAAUAUGGUGGAGUUUCAGAAAGACCCCCAUAGUGCAAUAUGUUUUUAUGUCUUCAAGUUUGUGUCACAGUUAUUUAUAUUGUUUUAUGUUUUUAAAUAAUAAAGAUAUGAUCAGAA
This is a messenger RNA of Coregonus clupeaformis (lake whitefish), 1779 nucleotides long. Its product is annotated as rho-related GTP-binding protein RhoB. The record is from RefSeq and is a predicted model, not a curated record. Gene Ontology annotation, biological process: small GTPase-mediated signal transduction. The transcript has a single exon. Lineage: Eukaryota; Metazoa; Chordata; Actinopteri; Salmoniformes; Salmonidae. Gene Ontology annotation, molecular function: GTPase activity; GTP binding. The coding region runs from base 241 to 831 and encodes 196 amino acids.